Messenger RNA from Fusarium odoratissimum NRRL 54006, 3016 nucleotides. RefSeq lists its product as uncharacterized. The transcript is spliced from 3 exons. Gene Ontology annotation, cellular component: nucleus. The record is from RefSeq and is a predicted model, not a curated record. Lineage: Eukaryota; Fungi; Ascomycota; Sordariomycetes; Hypocreales; Nectriaceae. Gene Ontology annotation, molecular function: zinc ion binding; DNA-binding transcription factor activity, RNA polymerase II-specific; transcription cis-regulatory region binding. The coding region runs from base 189 to 1727 and encodes 512 amino acids. Gene Ontology annotation, biological process: positive regulation of transcription by RNA polymerase II.
CAAGACUCCUCUUUUCCCACCGCUCCAUCUUUUCUCGUCAAACGCGUGCGUACCUUAUCGCGAUGCCAGUCGUAAGACGAAUACCCGAUAACAAAAGACGGUCCCGCACAGGCUGUAUACCCUGUCGAAGACGGCGCAGAAAAUGUUAGUCAGUCGCGUCUCUCCCGGUGACUUUGUCUAACAUUUGGAUGCAAGGUGAUGAACAAAGACCUCAAUGCGGCAGCUGUAUCGGGAGGAAUGUGACGUGCGAGUUCAAAGAGUGGACCUUUGUGCCAGGGGUACGCUCAUCACUGCGGAAAGAUGGUAGCGUACAGGGGGAUAAUGGCGAUGACGCUGAUUCAUCUCUGCCCAUCCAAGAUAGUUUGCUAUCAUUCGUCGAGUCAAGCCCUGCUCCAGCCGAGCCAGUCUUUGAGAGCCCUAUAGCCAGUACUGCUCGAAUAGAAAGAUUUGAAUCUAUUCACAACACGACAACAGAUGUUCCUCAACCAAUCCCUUCAAACAAUAAUCAUCGCCAACACGACGGGAACCAAAUCCCCACGCCGUCAAGAUGGAACGAAACAGUUCUGUCGGAGCAGAACUCCUCAGAGAGACAAACAGCAAUGCUUCGGUUUCGCUAUCAGAUAGUUCCCUGGCUAGACUCGAAUGCACCAAGAUCAACCUUUGGACCAAAGAUCAUGACAUUAGCGACAGAGAAGUCUACCAUAAUGGACAUCAUUAUAUGGGUUGCUAUGCGUCGGAGUAGGAAGAGUUCGAACUCUGCCAGUCAUGAAAGCGAUAGUCAUCUCGUUCAACAGUUCCAGCAUCGUUUAUCCCUAGAGGAUGCUUUCAUCGCUGAUGUCGGACGAUCACUACUUGCUCUCGGUAACUUCUUUUAUACUGGCCCAUCUGACUGGGCAAAUCUGUACUCUGACUGCGUGGAUGUCAAAGAGCGAUGCCAGUUCUUUGAGAGUCAGGAGGAACCGCUCAAAACUCUUGACCGCUUUCACUUCAAGACAGAGCUUGCUGCUUCCAUUAUUACCACCAAGUCCCUAUCACUACAGUCCCUACCACUUAUGAACGACACAUUCUUAACCUCUGCCCUGACACCGCCGAGCAUUUACGACGACUGUCUAACACAUCUCGCGGCAUGCUGCCACUUAAUCCACGACGAAAUCAUCCCUCUCUUCAACGGGAUCGUACCCGCACAAUCACCAACUCACGAAUCAUACUCGCUUGUUUGGUCAACAUGGUCCAAGCUUUGGGCAAGAUGCGUCCAAUGGUUUCGUGACCGUCCUCCCGAUAUGAUCCCCUUGCUAGAAAGUCCCGAAGUUGACCACGCAACCUCCACCAACACCCCAUUUAUAGCAGAUGUCUAUUCAAGCGCGAUCGCGGUCCAAGCAAACCUAGCGAUUCAUUUUUCAGCCCUUCUACUGCUCUCAUAUAAACCACGCUUAGUCAAAUUAUCAUCGAUCCCGCAUCGCUUAGCCUCAAGAAGCUGGCAUGCUCAGAAACUCGCCAAACUUGCUCUGUGGAAUAACUUUUCUGAUCAAUGGGACCCUGUCGUGGUUGCAACUGUUGUUCGUAUAGCGAGAGACAUGACAUAUCCAUCCCAGCAGGAAGCAUUACUCUCAUGUUUCCAGCGAAUUGGGGAUGCGACCAAGAUCCCUCUACAGAGCGAGAUUGCGGAUCUGCAGCAGUUUUGGUCUUCCUCUAGACAUAGCAGCGCACCGACAAACACGCACCCCUGACACUUUAUGAUAGCGGACCGGACAAGAUAGGGCCAUAAGAGUCGUAAUAAAUCAACUAUUUUCCGUUACUUCGUUGAUUCCAAUUCAUCCUUCCAUGGCAUAGACACUUGCGCUCCCCUUCGCACGACUGUCUUCGACGAUGCCCAAAUUCCUGACCUGACAGCCUUCUCAAUGUCGAACUGCUCCGACCGUUGCUCAGCGCCUGCAAGCUCAACUGCAUAAGCACCGAUGAAUGUGUCACCAGCAGCAGUCGUGUCCACAACUUCAACCUUGAGAGCAGGGAUGAGACCCUUUGUGCCUGUAUCGUUGGCAAAGUAUGCUCCUCUACCGCCCAGAGUAAUCACAACAUUCCUUACGCCUCGAGCAAGGAAACAAGCAGCGGCCUUUUCAACAACUGAGAUGUCUUCAAACUCGGACUCGUCCUUGUCUGACAACAAAGCCGCUUCGGUCUCGUUGAGGAUCAGAUGUGCUAGACCUUGGUAAAUCUCUGCUGGGAGUACUUGAGCAGGGGCAGGGUUGAGCAGAACAGGAGUUCCUGUCGUCUUGGCGGCUUUGAACGCCUGGAUGACUGUCUCCAGAGGGAUCUCAAGCUGCAUGAUAAGCAAUGACGGUGUUGGACCAGGCAUCUUAGAGAAGUGGCUCGGUUGUAGAGAAUUGUUGGCUCCUGGUGAUAAGAUGAUGCGGUUUUGACCGGUCGGUUCAUCAACAAUGAUCAUGGCAAUUCCACUCUGUGACUCGGCGCCUCCAUCUUUGUUCACAGUGAUAGAUUCCGUUCCAACAUCAUACGACUCGAGGCUGUCAAGGAGUACGGACCCAUAAGCAUCAGCUCCAAUGGCACCAAUCAUGGCAACAUCAACGCUUGGGUUCUUCAGAUCAGAAGUUCUAGAAAGCUUUGCACAAGCAACAGCUUGGUUGGCGCCCUUUCCACCGGGGAAGACAUUGAACCGGCUUGAAGUUAUUGUCUCACCAGGGAGGGGAUGAUGAGGGACAUAUGAUACAAGGUCGAUGUUCAGUGAUCCGAGGACACUGAUGACUGGUCUUGGUGACGCCAUGGCGUUUAUUUGGAGGAUAUGAAUAUGUGUAGAUAAUUAGAGACGGAGCAGGGAUCUUCUAGAAGACGAAAACCUUUAUACGGGCAGUGCAUGACCGCCGAGUGUUGGCGAUGGACUCCACUCGUUCUGGGCACGCUAUCCUGAAAAUGGGUGUGUUAUGCGAUGGCGGAUAGUCGACCAAGAAGCAUGUGAAUGGGGUCUAGUGGAAUCAUGCUUAUUAUUAUGAUAUGUUACCAG